This is a messenger RNA of Doryrhamphus excisus (bluestripe pipefish), 11310 nucleotides long. Lineage: Eukaryota; Metazoa; Chordata; Actinopteri; Syngnathiformes; Syngnathidae. The record is from RefSeq and is a predicted model, not a curated record.
CCAAGAUGUCCUACGUGCCACAACAGGUGUGCCAAGGAUGAAAAUGACCGUUUCUUAGAUCAAAAGUAGCAUAAUCAAGCUAUAUUUUUGAAGUUUUUUUUAACGCAGGUAACUUAGUCUUCACUGUACUUUCAUGCUAAUAAAACAAAAUAGUGACAUUUUAGGUGGUUAAUUCAUAAGUGAAUGUUUGAAGUACCGACACGUCAAAGUCGCAGCCGACAGGGGGCGCUGAAAGCAUCACCUACCUAUUGAGUGACAUCCAGCCGAGUGUAGUGGCGCACGAUGUGGGUUAGUUCACUGCCUGGCACCGGCAGCACGCUUCGGAACCACCAGGACUCCCUAACGGGUUGGCGAGCGUGAUUUGACAAACCCGGGUUGUGGUCGUUUCGCCGGGGCGUUCUCUCAUUUCCUCUCCUCUCUUCUUCUCUCGGUACUCUCUGGAGCUCCUCCACUACACCGGGAGAUUGUCUGACAACCAGCCCCGGACAGUCGCUCAGCUCAGGUGGACGCCACAAGCGAAGCCGGGCACCGGAGGUGAGGUGACCAUGCCGGGCUCGGUGCCCAUCACAUGCCGACCACCUCCACUAGGUCACGAGCAGCAAACGGCCCCAGGCGCCGCUCCAACCCGGGAGACGGCAGCGAUGUCCGGCGCAGGUUCACUAGUGCUCCCGGCUGGCAUCAUCGACCCUUCUGUGCCAAUUCGUGACAUCAAAACCAAAUUUCUCGUUCUUACUGGACUAAUUCAAGCUGGAGAGGUUAGCAACCGGGAUAUAGUUGAAACUGUCCUCAAUCUGUUGGUGGUUGGUGAGUUCGAUUUGGAGACCAACUUCAUUAUCCAAGAUGCAGAUGGCAUUGGCUGCCUGCCGGCGCUGCUUGAGCACUGCGACGUCACCUGCCAGGCGGAACUCUGGAGCAUGCUCACUGCCAUGCUACGGAAGAGCAUGCGCAACCUGCAGAUGAGCACAGAGGUCGGCUUGAUCCAACAGGUGCUUCUCAGGAUGAGCUCAGUGGACGACAUGAUUGCAGACCUGCUUGUGGACAUGCUGGGAGUGCUGGCCAGCUACAGCAUCACGGUGAAGGAGGUGAAGCUUCUCUUCAGCAGGCUGCGAGGGGAAGGCGGCCUCUGGCCCAGACAUGCUGUCAAAAUGUUGUCGGUGCUCAAUCAGAUGCCUCAGAGACACGGGCCAGAUGCCUUCUUCAACUUCCCUGGUCGCAGUGCAGCUGCCAUCGCUUUACCUCCGAUCGCCAAGUGGCCUUAUCAGAAUGGCUUCACAUUCAACACCUGGUUCAGGAUGGAUCCCCUGAACAACAUCAACGUGGACAAGGACAAACCUUAUCUCUACUGUUUUCGCACCAGUAAGGGUAUCGGCUACUCUGCGCAUUUUGUGGGCAACUGUCUGAUUAUCACAUCUCUCAAAUCUAAAGGAAAAGGUUUCCAGCAUUGCGUGAAGUAUGAUUUUCAACCUAGAAAGUGGUACAUGAUUAGCAUCGUUCAUGUCUACAGCCGCUGGAGGAACAGCGAAAUCCGUUGUUACGUCAACGGCCAACUGGUUUCUUAUGGAGACAUGGCUUGGCACGUUAACACAAAUGAUAGUUACGAUAAGUGUUUUCUGGGCUCCUCUGAGACGGCCGAUGCAAACAGAGUCUUCUGUGGACAGUUGGGAGCUGUCUACGUGUUUGGCGAUGCUCUGAAUCCCGCACAGAUUUUUGCUAUCCAUCAGCUGGGCCCAGGCUAUAAGAGUACAUUCAAGUUCAAAUCGGAGAGCGACAUCCACCUAGCGGAACACCACAAGCAAGUGUUGUAUGACGGCAAGUUGGCCAGCUCCAUCGCCUUCACUUAUAAUUCCAAGGCCACUGAUGCACAACUCUGUCUGGAGUCUUCGCCACGGGAAAAUACCUCCAUCUUUGUCCAUUCACCCCAUGCACUUAUGCUACAGGAUGUGAAAGCCACAGUGACUCACUCCAUCCACCGCGCCAUCCACUCCAUCGGUGGCAUACAGGUUCUCUUCCCACUGUUUGCCCAGCUGGACUACCAUCAGUUAAACGACAGCCAAGUGGAGAGCACUGUAUGCGCUACUCUCCUGGCCUUUCUGGUGGAGCUGCUUAAAAGUUCUGUUGCCAUGCAGGAACAGAUGCUCGGAGGGAAGGGCUUUUUGGUGAUUGGAUACCUCCUAGAAAAGUCGUCACGGGUGCACAUCACCAGGUCCGUGCUGGAGCAGUUCCUCGCAUUUGCUAAAUAUCUGGAUGGGCUCACGUUUGGGGCGCCCCUCCUCAAGCAGCUGUGCGACCACAUCCUGUUCAAUGCUGGCAUCUGGAUCCACACCCCUGCCAAGAUCCAGCUGUCUCUUUACACGUACCUUUCCUCCGAAUUCAUCGGCACAGCAACCAUCUAUAACACCAUUCGACGAGGCGGCACGGUGCUCCAGCUGAUGCACACGCUCAAGUACUACUACUGGGCUGUCAACCCCGCAGAUGGCAGCGGCAUCACCCCGAAGGGUCUCGAUGGUCCAAGGCCGACCCAGAAAGAAAUCAUCUCUCUGCGGGGGUUCAUGCUUCUCUUCCUCAAGCAACUCAUUUUGAAGGACCGAGGUGUGAAGGAGGACGAGCUGCAGAGCAUUCUCAACUAUUUGUUAACAAUGCAUGAGGAUGAGAAUCUGCACGAUGUGUUACAGUUGGUGGUUGCCCUCAUGUCUGAGCACCCUGCCUCCAUGAUCCCUGCUUUCGAUCAGAGGAAUGGGAUACGGGUAAUCUAUAAACUUAUGGCUUCCAAGAGUGAAAGCAUUCAAGUGCAAUCCCUCAAAGUGCUGGCAUACUUCCUUAAGCAUUUGGGACACAAGAGGAAGGUGGAGAUCAUGCACACUCAGAGCCUCUUCACCCUCCUGGGAGAGAAGCUGCUGCUGCACAAUGGUGCUAUGACGGUGACCACCUACAACACCUUGUAUGAGAUUCUGACGGAGCAGGUGUGCACGCAGGUGGUCCACAAACCCCACCCUGAGCCUGACUCCACCAUCAAGAUUCAGAACCCGAUGAUCCUCAAAGUGAUAGCGACUUUAUUGAAGAACUCUGCUCCCGGCCCAGAGCUGAUGGAAAUCCGCCGCCUCUUCCUUUCUGACAUGAUCAAACUGUUCAGCAGCAGCCGAGAGAACAGACGAUGCUUGCUUCAGUGCUCUGUGUGGCAGGACUGGAUGUUUUCUCUGGGAUACAUCAACCCCAAAAAUGCAGAAGAGCAGAAGAUCACAGAGAUGGUCUACAACAUUUUUCGUAUUUUGUUGUACCACGCCAUCAAGCAUGAGUGGGGAGGCUGGCGUGUAUGGGUGGACACCCUCUCCAUCGCCCACUCAAAGGUGACAUAUGAGGCACACAAGGAGUACCUGGCAAAGAUGUAUGAGGAGUACCAGCGUCAAGAAGAGGAAAACAUCAAGAAAGGCAAGAAGGGUUUGGUCAGCACCAUCUCAGGUCUGUCAGCUCAGACCUCUGGCAUCAAAGGUGCGGUUGAGAUGGGAGAAAUAGAUCGAAACUCCCAGUCGCCGGGAAGCCAGGGAGACAAUGAUGGUGUGGAUUCCCGGAACCUUCUAGCUGAAGGUCGGGGUCCAGAGGCAGGUCAGAAUCCAGGAGAUGGUGUUAGCGUUGAAGCCCAGCACCUUCUCGUGGACAUCAAGGCUGAGAAGGUGGAGGCCACAGAGGUGAAGAUGGACGACAUGGACACUCCGGGAGACUGUGAGAAUGUAGCGCUAAUGGAGGUUGACUCCCUGCUGGACAAUGUUUACUGUGCCGCAGUGGGGAAGCUGAGCGGUGACCUCAGCAGCGUGCUGCUGCCAAAGAGCACCAUGGACGACCAGAGCACACCUCCUCUCAUCACACUGGAUGAUGACAAAGACGGCAUCCCACACAGCAACAGCUUCUUGUUCUGCAAGGCCAACAUGGAAGGUGCUUUGCUGCCUGACUUGAAUCCAGCUCAACCUUUAGUGCCAUCCAGCCCAGAACCUUCACAUGCCUCCAGUGCUGGCAGUGAACUGGGCCUGCUGGUUCACAUGACUGGUAGCUCAGCCUUUGCCUCCUUACCCAACAUUUUGGAAAAGGAUGACUUCGGGAGUUUGGCAGCAUUGGGCAGUAUUAACCAUGUGACUCCUGCUCAAGUUGAGGCAUCCUCUUUCUCCACAAGUCCGGAGGCUGUGGCGCCCUCUGAAGGUGACAUUUCAGCUGGCUGGAGCAGGAAUACCGUUAAUGUGAAUGUCACAAGCAAUGCCUCAGAUGGAAAUGAAAAGAAGAUUCAGACAACCGCUACCACACAGAGUCUAAAUGGCCGCCUAACCACUCCAGUGGAGAGUGUGGACUUCAGAGGCGCGCCCAUGUCUGAAGACCAGCGGCGACAGUUUAGCCCAGGACCUCGCACCACUAUGUUCCGCAUCCCAGAGUUCAAAUGGUCAGCCUUGCACCAGAGACUGCUGGCCGACUUGCUCUUUGCCCUGGAGAGUGACGUCCAUGUAUGGAGAAGCCACUCCACCAAGUCCGCCAUGGACUUUGUCAACAGCAGCGAAAACAUCAUUUUUGUCCACAACACCAUCCAUCUCAUCUCACAGAUGGUGGACAACAUCAUCAUCGCUUGCGGGGGAAUCCUUCCCUUGCUCUCAGCUGCCACCUCUCCCUCUGUGGAGAACAUCGAGGCCAUGCAGGGCAUGUCCUCGGAGACCGCCAUCACAUUCUUGUCCCGUCUGAUGGUCAUGGUGGACGUGCUGGUCUUCUCCAGCUCACUCAAUUUCAGUGAGAUCGAGGUGGAGAAAAACAUGUCUGCCGGCGGCCUGAUGCGUCAGUGCCUGAGACUCGUGUGUUGCAUGGCUGUGAAGAGCUGUCUGGAGUGCAGGCAGAGACACACAGACUUGGGGAAAAAGAUGUUUGUUCCAAACAACAACAAAUGCCAGGAAAUUCUGCCAAAUGCAGUGACCCCCAGCAAGACUAUUUUAGAAAGCCUUCAUAGUAAUGUGUCUCCCAUCAAGGACCCUGAUCAGCUCCUGCAGGAUGUGGACAUCAACCGUCUGCGUGCGGUUGUGUUUCGUGAUGUGGACGACAGCAAACAAGCUCAAUUUCUGGCUUUGGCCGUGGUCUACUUCAUCUCAGUCCUCAUGGUCUCCAAGUACCGAGACAUCCUGGAACCACAACGCGAGACUGCCAGGACAAGCAACAUGCACCAGGAGAUCGACUCAUCGACCAUCACAGAACCACCACAGACGUUUACCAACAGCAAUGACCACUCUUCACCACCAGAGGAGCCAUUCAUUCCCCAUGCAGACUCCACUAUCAGAACAGAGCAGGUCAUCAGCGCUGUUAAUGGAUCUGACCCAGGCUGUGGGGCAGGAGGGCCAGACGCAAUGAGUAAGCUCUUUUCAGGCCUGGCGAAGACGUCCCUGCAAGGUCUGUCUGAGCAGCCAACUGUGGAGGUGAUGAAGCAGCUGCCGCCUUCCUCCUCUGCCCUCGCUAACAAGGGGCUCAAUGUUAAGGAGAUUCUGAAGAGCCUGGUGGCACCGCCUGUGGAGGGCGUGGAGGCUGGACUUGAGCCGGUGUCCUGCCCGGACCCUGCCGUCAAGGCCCAAACCUUUCUGCCCAUGCAGUUUCACUCCUUUGACAGGAGUGUGGUGGUGCCUGUGAAGAGGCCUUCCCAUGGAGGCCUCGCCGUCACCACAGUGGGUGGAAGUCCUUCUUCUGGCCUGUUGGCCCCCAAUAUAUUUGCUGCUGCCUCCGUGACCCCCAAAAGCAUGAUCAACACCAUGGGAGCUGUCGAUGCUGCCGCCGCCGCCACCUCCUCAUCCACGCCCUCCUCCUCUGGUCUCGUCAAUGGCGCCACUAGUAAGAAUCUACCAGCUGUGCAGACAGUGGCGCCUAUGCCUGAAGACACAGUUGAAAACAUGAGUAUUACAUCAAAGCUGGAGAGAGCUUUGGAGAAGGUGGCACCCCUGCUGAGGGAGAUUUUUGUGGACUUUGCACCCUUCCUGUCUCGCACCCUGCUGGGUAGCCACGGACAGGAGCUGCUGAUAGAAGGUCUAGUGUGCAUGAAGUCAAGCACGUCAGUGGUGGAACUUGUCAUGCUGCUUUGUUCUCAAGAAUGGCAAAAUUCCAUACAGAAGAACGCCGGCUUGGCCUUCAUUGAGCUCAUCAACGAAGGAAGGUUACUGUGUCACGCCAUGAAGGACCACAUAGUCCGGGUGGCCAACGAGGCCGAGUUCAUCCUGAAUAGACAGAGAGCUGAAGACGUCCACAAACAUGCUGAAUUUGAGUCCAACUGUGGCCAUUACGCCGCUGAGAGGAAAGAAGAAGAGAAUAUGUGCGACCACCUGAUCAGCGCCGCCAAACACAGAGACCAUGUGACAGCCAAUCAGCUGAAGCAGAAGAUCGUCAACAUCCUCACCAACAAACAUGGCGCCUGGGGGAUGCUGGGCCAGAGGCCGUCACAUGACUUUUGGCGUCUGGACUACUGGGAAGAUGACCUGCGGCGUAGGCGGCGAUUUGUCAGGAACCCGCUUGGCUCCACCCACUUGGACAUCUCGUGCAAAACCCUACAGGAAUACGGUUCAGAAGAUGACGAGUUAGUCAAGUUGAAGAUACCCGUCCUGGCUCAAACCAUUCCAAGCCAGACUCCUGAAACUGAUCUUGUUCUGGAAGGAGACGAUGACUCGGGCGGUUUGUUGCAGGAUAAGGAGACGGACAACUUUGGCGGCCCGGUUGUUCUCAACAGCCCGGCACAGCUCGUCGCGCCAGGCCUGGUGGCCCGGGGGACCCUGUCCAUCACGACCAGCGAAAUCUACUUCGAGGUGGACGAGGACGACCCAGCCUUCAAACGGGUCAGCCCAAAGGUCUUGGCGUACACCGAGGGUCUCCACGGCAAAUGGAUGUUUAGCGAGAUCCGUGCCAUCUUCUCCAGGCGUCACCUCCUGCAGAACACCGCCAUGGAGGUCUUUAUGGCCAAUAGGACAUCAGUCCUCUUCAACUUUCCCGACCAGGCCACUGUGAAGAAAGCCGUGUAUAGUCUUCCUCGAGUGGGAGUGGGCACCAGCUAUGGACUACCUCAAGACAGGCGAAUCUCAUUGGCCAGCCCUCGGCAACUUUUCAAAGCAUCCAACAUGACGCAGCGCUGGCAGAGGAGAGAGAUCUCCAACUUUGAGUACCUCAUGUUCCUCAACACCAUUGCAGGCCGGACUUACAACGACCUCAGCCAGUAUCCCAUUUUUCCCUGGGUCCUCGCCAGCUAUGACGCAGAGGAGCUGGACCUCACCCUGUCGGCCAACUUCAGAGAUCUCUCCAAGCCUGUGGGCGCUCUCAAUCCAAAGCGCGCCGCCUUCUUCACCGAGCGCUAUGAGUCAUGGGACGACAAUCGGACGCCACCUUGCCAUUACCAGUGUCACUGCUCCACCGCUGCCUCCACUCUGCAUUGGCUCAUCAGGAUGGAGCCGUUCACCACCUUGUUUCUAAGCGCCAAUAAUAACAAAUUUGACCACCCAGACCGCAUUUUUUCAUCCAUUGCACACUCAUGGAGGAAUUGUCAGCGGGACACCUCGGAUGUGAAGGAGCUAAUUCCAGAGUUGUUCUACCUGCCAGAGAUGUUGGGCAACACAAAUGGAUACCAUCUUGGGAUGCGUGAGGACCGCGUCAUGGUGGGUGACGUGGACUUGCCGGCCUGGGCCAAGACUCCUGAGGACUUUGUGAGGAUCAACAGAAUGGCCCUGGAAAGCGAGUUUGUGUCAUGUCAGCUGCAUCAGUGGAUUGACCUUAUUUUCGGCUACAAGCAGCGAGGCCCCGAGGCGGUACGCGCACUCAACGUCUUUCACCACCUGACCUACGAGGGCGCUGUGAGCCUGGACGCAAUGACUGACCCUUUGAUCAGAGAGGCCACGGAGGCUCAGAUCCGGAGCUUUGGACAGACGCCAUCUCAGUUGCUUAUUGAGCCACAUCCUCCACGCAGCUCCGCCAUGCACCUGAGUCCGCUGAUGUUCAAGGAGCAGAUGCAGCAGGAUGUCAUCAUGGUGCUGAAGUUUCCCUCCAAUUCUCCGGUGACGCACGUGGCCGCCAACACGCUGCCUCAUCUCACCGUGCCGGCUGUGGUCACCGUCACGUGCAGCCGUCUCUUCGCCGUCAACCGCUGGCACAACACGGCCGGUCUGAGAGGAGCACCAGGCUACUCUCUGGAGCAGGCCCAUCAUCUCCCCAUAGAGAUGGACCCCCUGAUUGCAAACAGCGCUGCGAGCAACAAGCGUCAGAUCACAGACUUAGUGGACCAGAGCAUCCAGAUCAGCACCCAGUGCUUCGUGGUGACAGCUGACAACCGUUACAUUCUGGUGUGCGGAUUCUGGGACAAGAGCUUCCGUGUGUACUCCUCGGAGACAGGAAAGCUGACCCAGAUUGUGUUCGGCCACUGGGAUGUGGUGACGUGUCUGGCCAGGUCGGAGUCAUACAUCGGGGGGGACUGCUACAUCGUGUCCGGCUCCAGAGACGCCACUCUUCUUCUGUGGUACUGGAGCGGCAGGCAUCACAUCAUUGGAGACAACCCUGUCAACACUGAUUUCCCGGCGCCGCGAGCCGUCCUCACGGGUCACGACCAGGAAGUGGCGUGUGUGGCGGUCUGCGCAGAGCUGGGUCUGGUCAUCAGCGGGGCCAAAGGUCAGAAGAUGUCCUCCACACGCCUCUUUACCCUCCCUAUCUCUAUUGUGUUUUUGCUCCGGUAUAUGUAUGUGUUGCUGUUAGAUGGUCCAUGUCUGGUCCACACCAUCACGGGAGACCUCCUGCGAGCUCUGGAGGCUCCUGAGCACUUCCGAUGCCCCCGACUCAUCUCGGUGUCCAGUGAGGGUCACUGCAUCAUCUACUACGAGAGGGGACGCUUCUGCAACUUCAGCAUAAACGGCAAACUGCUGGCCCACAUGGAAGUCGGUGACAGCACCAGGGCCAUUCUCCUGAGCAGUGAUGGCCAUAAUCUGGUGACGGGCGGCGACAACGGCGUGGUGCAGGUGUGGCAGGCGUGUAACUUCAAGCAGCUUUACAUGUACCCAGGCUGCGACGCCGGCAUCAGAGCCAUGGACCUGUCACAUGACCAAAGGACUCUGAUCACAGGCAUGGCUUCUGGAAGCAUCGUAGCGUUUCACAUCGACUUUAACCGCUGGCAUUACGAGCACCAGCACAGGUACUGACUGAGGACGAUCACACUCCCUGGCAGGCAAGCCAAGAGACCACGCGGGGACAGGAUGGAUAUAUAGCUGGGAUAUGAACCUCAGUGGCCAUUGAGAACAUCGCAAAAGGAAACCGCAAGUGACAGGACGCAGGUACACAAGAACACAAGAACUUGUAGUGAAAUGAAGACGUCUCACUUUUCUAGGCACUAAAUAUGUACAUAUGCAACAUGUUUCCUGCUUUCUUUCGUGAAGACCUGGUACUGAACACAAACUGGUACAUUAGAGUCCAUGUGAGGCACUGCAGACACUCAAAGCAGGAUGCUGUCAUUCAUGUCAAAUGUGCAUUUUUAAAAAAGACAGAAAAACAGCAAUAAGAUUUCUCACAGUGACGGGACCAUUUAGUUUCCAUGGUAGUGGAAGACUCCUAAAUACGGCCCGCCUAAACAAACACAAAAGGUGGAGUAAGGACGGAAAUUAAUGUGACAUUUACAGGAGAGGAAAUUAUUAGGCCGACUUGGAUUUUUGGAUUUUCCCCUAGUCAUCGUGUAUUUAGGUCAUGCGAAAAGGACACAAUCAAGCAUCCGUGCUUUCAUUUGCAGAUGUGCUCAGUGGGGCUUUUAGGAGUAAUGACAGCGCAUGUGAGUUUUAUGAUCACAUUUACUCACUCAGGUUCAAUGGAUGUCUUUAUAAAAAAAAAAAACAACACUCCGACCGUAAGUAUACAUGUCUCAGUAAAUCGUGAUCAAAUUCCAUUGGUGCUUUAACACUGCCAUCUAGCGGUCAUUAGGUGAGUACGCCACAUAGAUGAAGAGAAGGCAUUCAGACAUGCAAAUGCUGGACAUAUGACUGCAUUUCACUGUUAUUUCUGAAUUCCACUUUAAUUGUCAUGAAGCACCGAUAGAAAGCAGCGUUCCAAACAGGCUGUGUUCUGUCACUCUAACAUGACAACAUUGUAUGCAGUGGACAGGGGACACGGGGAAACAUGCAAGGACUGUAUAAAAUAGCUUUCUUUAUAUUGUUUCUGUUUUUGACUAGGAAUGACAUUUAAUGUUGCCGACUUGGUUUGUACGCAUUCCAUGUGGCGUUUAUUUGCACAUUAUCAAUGUGUUUGUGUGAUAAAGAAAGCUCCCAUUUAUUGUGUGACUGUCAAAAAUAUGUUUUUUGUCCAAUGUGAAAUAACUGUUUUGGAUCAGAAAAAAAAUGGAAGUGAAAUUGUGUAUGUGGUAACGCUGUUAAAGACGUCAUUUUGUAAACGGGACACUUUUUAUUUCAAUGUUUUUUGGGUCAUUGGUACUUUUUAACAGUAAACAUUUAGCUUCAUGUGCACUGGGAAGCAAUACUGUGGUUUAAAGAUAAGGUAUUUACUAUCAGUUUGUUGGCAUUGCCACAAUGAAAUUAUGCAAGUACUGUAGAAUCAUUAUGUAGCAGGAAAAACGCUACUGAAGGAAAAUGGCUUAAUAUGGUUUUCAUUUGUUUUUAUAUGUAUAAAUUAUAUUAAUUUGUUGACAUGUAGCAGUGAAUUUACUUGAGUACUCAUUUCAAAAUGUAUUUAUAUCAUAGCAGAGUCUGUAUGAAUGCCAUGAUGUUAAAUUGAGGAUUAUUUACAUUCAUUUGACUGUACUCCCAUUAUUUAUAUUUUAUUUGCGUUUAUAAAUUAAAACAAAAAUUGUAAUAAAAAUGUUUUUCUUUUUGAGGAACAAAAUCAUGUGUAUCAAAGUAGCUGACAUCAACUGAGACCCUGUCCAUGCGGAAAUGCGAGUUGAAAACAUUUGCUUUCACACAAUGUGUCGGAUUUGGGUGAAAACGACGUAAUAAGUAAGGCACACCUAUCUGUGGUGCUAUAAACAGACGUGCAGACAGAAACAAGUGACAGCAACAGAAGAAGAAAGAACGGCCACGCCUAAAGUCAGUCAUUUUCUGCUUUACAAGAUGACCAAGUGGAAGUACGUUUACGAGUCAUUUUGGAGUACGACACAAAAAAUAUCAGGGGAAUGUCGACUAGGGAGAGACAUGCCAGUCCAAGUAUUCAGAUAUUUUCUUGGCUUGUCACUUGUUGGUCACGAGACAAUGACGGGAGCAGUGUGCUUGUCUCCAUGGAAACAAUUUCCCCACCCUUGAAGCCAUUUCAGGGCACCAAGAAUGCUGUUAAUACUUUGAC